CUAGCCAUGGCCUGGUCUCAGGUCACGGCUUACAACGUUCCCACACCAACCAUAAGGAUGCUCCCACCAAGUGGAAUCCGCUUUUCAAUUCAAGAUGAGCCAGGAAUCAGUCUGGUUGCCUAUCACUAUAACAUUGGAUUCCCAUUGGACCAAGUGGACGCCGGACAAUACAAUGUAGAUGUCACAUCACCUAAAGAUGGAUAUUGGGUCCACGAGAACAGAGCCAUUCCAUCCCAUCUUCCUAUGCUUGGUCAGACGAUAUUCUACUGGGUUUUGGUCAUCUACAACGACGCCGGUUAUACGUUGACUGAUCGCAUCUGGUCGGAACCCAUAGGUAGUGUAACUCCCGGAUGUAGCAGCUACCCAUGUGACUCGUCAUGUGACAUGUCUGUCAUGCCUUGCAAUGGGAUGUUAUUUGAGGAUACAUUUGGCACACUCAACAUGGAUGUAUGGGAGCACGAAAUUACUGCUGGAGGGGGCGGGAACUGGGAGUUCCAAUACUACACCAACAACCGCUCCAACAGUUACGUCAGAGACAACACCCUCUUUUUGAAACCGACACUGACGUCUGACAGAUAUGGAGACGCAUUUAUAACAUCCGGGAGUCUUGAUCUUUGGGGAGCUGCACCAGCCGACCUAUGUACGGGAAACGCCUUCUAUGGUUGCCAGCGCACCGGCUCAGGAAGUAACCCCGUCAACCCGAUCCAAUCUGCCCGUCUUAGGACCGUCAACUCAUUCGCCUUUACUUACGGCAAAGUGGAAGUUGUCGCUAAGUUGCCUGCCGGUGAUUGGCUUUGGCCAGCUAUCUGGCUCCUGCCAAAGCGGAAUGGAUACGGCGGCUGGCCUGCGUCUGGUGAAAUCGAUAUGGUGGAAAGCCGAGGAAACCGAAACUUGUUCGACAGCAACGGCGUCAACGCUGGAGUAAACCAAAUGGGAUCCACGAUGCACUGGGGACCGUACUGGCCAUUUAACGCAUGGCCCAAGACGCACGCUACAAAGAAUUUGGCAACCGGACACUUUGGGGAUGCCUUCCACAAGUACGGAAUGGAGUGGACAUCUAACGGCUUGAAGUUCUUCGUGGACGACGAGUUACUCCUGAACGCAGACCCUGGCGCCAAUGGGUUCUGGGAGUUUGGUGAGUUCGAAGCCGAUGCCCCCGGUACAGACAACCCAUGGAAGGGCUCCGCAUCUAAAGUGGCACCCUUCGACCAAGAGUUCUACAUCAUUCUGAACGUUGCUGUGGGUGGAACCAACUACUUCUCGGAUGGUCUGACCAACCAACCGUACGCGAAACCCUGGUCUAAUGAUUCCCCUACUGCAGCAUCGGACUUCUGGAACGCCAAGGAUGACUGGUAUCCUACAUGGAACCCAGACGUCAACAACGGUGAGGACGCAGCUAUGCAGGUCAAGUCUGUACGAGUCUGGGCUGUGUAAAGUUAGCAACGUUUGUUUAUUCCACAAAAGUUGAACGUUAGGCCUAAGUGUCAGAACUGCUGUGGGCACAGUG
This is a messenger RNA of Asterias rubens (European starfish), 1507 nucleotides long. RefSeq names its product beta-1,3-glucan-binding protein-like. Gene Ontology annotation, biological process: carbohydrate metabolic process. Gene Ontology annotation, molecular function: carbohydrate binding; hydrolase activity, hydrolyzing O-glycosyl compounds. The record is from RefSeq and is a predicted model, not a curated record. Bases 7 to 1434 code for a protein of 475 amino acids. Lineage: Eukaryota; Metazoa; Echinodermata; Asteroidea; Forcipulatida; Asteriidae. The transcript is spliced from 12 exons.